Messenger RNA from Nicotiana attenuata, 1170 nucleotides. RefSeq lists its product as uncharacterized. Bases 1 to 1170 code for a protein of 389 amino acids. The transcript has 5 exons. The record is from RefSeq and is a predicted model, not a curated record. NCBI's taxonomy places the organism in Eukaryota, Viridiplantae, Streptophyta, Magnoliopsida, Solanales, Solanaceae. Gene Ontology annotation, molecular function: nucleic acid binding. Gene Ontology annotation, biological process: DNA integration.
AUGGGACUGAAUGAUGCUUAUGCACAAGCAAGGGGAAACAUUCUAAUGCUCAGUCCUAUUCCUGGCGUAGAUCAAACUAACUCACUCUUACUACAAGAUGAGAGCCAAAGGGAGAUCUAUAUGAGCCCACAAUAUCCUACUGAUGGGGCUUCCUUUAUGGUAGGAUCACAGAACAAAUUUCCACAGAAAAAUAACCAAAUGCAAAAGGGUUGGAGUUCUCAGCAAAAUCCAGGAAACACACAAUAUAAGUCUAAGACAAAGAAAUCUAAAUUUAAUCCAAAUGUUAUUUGCAGCCAUUGCUCAAAGAUAGGACAUGUAAGGGCUGAUUGCUACAGACUUAUAGGAUUCCCUGAUGAAUUCCAAUUCACUAAGGGUGGAAAUUUUCAAGGAGCAACAAUAAAAUCAAAUGCUGUGGGGAGUACAGGAAAUGCAACCUCAGAAAUUAGUGCCAGUGCUAUUGCUGGUACUAUUCUCAAAUAUUCAGGAACAUGUCUUGCUGUUUUUAAUACUAAAACCUGGAUAAUUGAUUCAGGGCAGGUCCCUUUAAUGAGGAGGGGACAAGUUUUUGGUGAAGUAAGGGAUGGAUUAUAUCUACUCCAGCCUAGAACUUCAGAGUCUAGAAUUCUAUUUAGUCAGAAUGUAAUUUCCAUUCCAAAAGGAAGUGAUUCCAGUAUAGUACCUAGUAAAGUUUCAUUUCGAGUUUCAGUUUUUGCAAAUGCUGUUUCAGAUGUAACUCAAUGGCAUGUAAGGCAGUUCAACAAGAAAGUAAAAAGGGUGAGAUCAGACAAUGCUUGGGAAUUAGGAAAGGGAACACAAGAAUCCAGAUUCUUUCAAGAACAAGGGAUCCUUCAUGAAACCUCUUGUGUAGCUACACCUCAACAGAAUGGGGUAGUUGAGAGGAAACAUAGACAUCUUCUGGAGAUUGCUAGGGGAUUACUAUUCCAAUCCAAGGUUCCUCUCCAAUAUUGGGGAGAAUGUGUUUUAACUGCAACAUUUCUGAUAAACAAGUUCCCCUCAAAAGUAUUGAAAGGGAAAACACCAUAUGCAGUUCUACUGGGGAAAGAACCAACAUAUGAGGUUCUAAGAAGUUUUGGAUGUUUGUGCUAUGUGUCCACCUUAUCUCAGGACAGAGGAAAACUUGAACCUAGAGCCAAGACUUGUGUAUUCUAA